GUUAAUAUAUCGGUGUCUGGGAUUGCAUUUUUCUCUUUCCCUUUCGACUCAUCUCUCAAAUUUCCAAGAUAUGGCUCCGCUGGCUUUGGACAGGAUUCCAAUAGAACUGAUCGAGAUUGUUGUUGAGUUUCUUGGAUCCCAAGACCUCUGUGCUCUUCGUUUAACUGCGCGCAGCAUUUCAGGCAAAUCAUCCAAUGGUCGAUUUCGUGAGAAUUUCAAAUCCAAGACACUACACAUUGCCAAAGCCCCCUUGGAAGAUUUUGCUCGCGUCACCCAACCAGGUCAGCAACUUACUCUACAACACUAUGCGGUGCCAAAUCCCGGAGAUUCCGACGGGUGUUUUGGCCUGCUAGUGCAAGGAAUGGAGAACCUACGCAUUAACACUUCACAUGGUUGCUUGGUGUCCCUGUCUCUUUCCCUCCGCGGAAUAAAGGAUUCAGAAUAUGAGGGAUAUGAUGCCGCUGCAAAACUAUUUAAACGUUCUAUGCUAGCACUCAGCAACAGCAAAUUGCCCGUGCAGAUGUUGGAUAUCUUCGCCAAAGAUUACCCCCGCGGCUGUGCGUUGGCUUGCGGUGAAAUAAUGGCAGUUGUGGAGAAGACGGAUCUAUCGUCCUCAUUCAGAAGGUGUAAAAAUUAUGUCUAAGCUUGUCACAUUGUCUACUCGAUAUUGAUAAGGAGUGGCGGUCUCCGCUUUCUUUCACUGAAGCCCGAGAACACGCCUGA
Molecule: messenger RNA, 723 nt
Organism: Aspergillus alliaceus
Lineage: Eukaryota; Fungi; Ascomycota; Eurotiomycetes; Eurotiales; Aspergillaceae
Exons: 1
Coding region: 71-643 (190 amino acids)
Molecular function (GO): protein binding
Source: RefSeq, a predicted model, not a curated record